Thermothielavioides terrestris NRRL 8126 is the source of this 936-nucleotide messenger RNA. RefSeq lists its product as uncharacterized. Gene Ontology annotation, biological process: tail-anchored membrane protein insertion into ER membrane. Lineage: Eukaryota; Fungi; Ascomycota; Sordariomycetes; Sordariales; Chaetomiaceae. Gene Ontology annotation, cellular component: GET complex. The coding region runs from base 182 to 838 and encodes 218 amino acids. The record is from RefSeq and is a predicted model, not a curated record. The transcript has 4 exons.
GGCACACACCCGUUCAAGCGAGUGGUGUGAGUUGGCAGUUCCGUCAUCGUCAGUCGAGUUCCAUUUCGCGGGUCAGGUUGGGCUGACUGCCGGCAACCCCCACCGAACAGCAAUGCCAGCAACAUCGACCUGACGCCCGUCCUCCAUCCGCUGAACUGCGUCAUUCCUCUCCGGCGCCAAGAUGUCAUCCCUACUCGUCGUCAUCUUCGUCAUCGAGCUGGUGGUGCAGCUCGUCAACACAAUAGGCGCAGCCACCAUCAACAACAUGCUAUGGCGUUUCUACCUCUCUUUCCCAACACCGCUCGCCCGGCAGUUUGCCGACCAGCGCAAGAAGCAAAAGGAAUACCUGGCAGUCCGGCACGAUCUCAAUGCAACAAGCAGCCAGGACGAGUUUGCGAAGUGGGCGAGGUUGCGGCGGCAGCACGACAAGCUGCUGGAUGAGCUGGAGAAGAAGAAGUCCGAGCUCGAGGCCUCCCGCGCACGAUUCGACCGCUACCUCACGGCCGUCCGUCUGAUCUCCACCCGCGGCGCGCAGUGGCUGCUGCCGAUGUGGUACGGCCGCAAGCCCAUGUUCUGGCUCCCGUACGGCUGGUUCCCCUACUAUGUCGAGUGGUUCGCCUCGUUCCCGCGGGCCCCGCUGGGCAGCGUCAGCAUCGCGGUGUGGCAGUGGGCGUGCACGGGCAUGCUGGCCCUCGUAAUGGACACCGUGGUGGGCAUCUUAGGGCUUGUCGCGGCAAGCAGGCAGUCAAAUGGCGCAAAGCAGAAGCAGAGGCAGAAGCAGCCCGUCCCCGCGGCGCAGGCUGGGUCCGGGAAGGUCGAGAGCAAGAAGGACUUGUGAUUAGAGUACUUGGGCUUGCUCUAGGCAACACAUUGACUUCGAGCGACCAUUGGAGAGGGCCACCGAAGCUUCGAUAGUGCCAACUGUGUCGGAUUUGC